GAUAAUGUUUUUUUUCUCUUGUGAAAUAAAUAUGUAAAAAUUCAAUAUUGUGAAAUGUGAAUGACUAACGUUAAAGAUGUAAACGAUAUGAAGUGAACGCUGAACAAUAUGUCAGUAUCCUACAUUGAUACGAACAAUUUAUUACACUGAUGCUGAAUUGAUAUUUUAUCUCGCAAAAAAGUAAAAUAGUUAUGGAAGAUCCUCGGAGUUUAGAAACAAAUAGGUUGCUAACCAAUAUAAUGAACAACAGUACUUCAAUAGACGAAGAACAUGUAUGUAAACUAGUUCUUUACAUGGAAAUACCAAGCAUCAACGUUCGUGUAUGGGAUGUAGCAAUACUUAUUCCUAACUUAAUAUUCAUGAUGUAUUUAGUGACCAAGUUUAGUCGUGCAAGAUUAAAACUUCGAGCUGCUAAUAGUCCUAUUUUUUUUACAUUCUACUGUUUGGUUUUGUUCAAUGUAUUUACUAGUAUACUAAGAUGCCUAAUUUCAAUGACACUCAAUUUUAGUAAUUUGGCUGCUGAUUCCAUCAAUAUAACGCUUUGGAUUUUAGUCAAAUGUUUCUUUUUGGCUACUGAAAUGAGUGUAAUUGUCUUCGCCUUAGCUUUUGGUCAUAUGGAAAGUAGAAGCAGCAUAAGAUAUGUACUUAUCACAACAUCAUUUAUUUCGUUAGCUUAUUCGGCUUGUCAAGGAGCUUUGGAAAUUUUUAUGCCAGAUUCUAUUUUUAGAAUCAACUCAAAGGAUUUAAAUUUAUUUGGUCAUGGUGGUAUUAUUUUCUGGUUAAUAAGUUCUGUCAUUUUUGCUAUGUUGUAUUUGUUUAUACUGGUAUUGCCUCAGACUAGACUUCGAGAAAAACUUGCAUUACCAGUUAACCGGUCAUUUUAUGUAUAUGUGUCACUUUUAGCAAAUUUAAAUGGUAUUGGCUCUAUUGGUUGUACAUUAUUGUUAUUAAAAAUUGCUGAAGGUCUUUGUAUUGUUGAUGUAACAACAUUUCUAUAUUUUGCUCUAUUUACACCUCUAGUCUACAUAACAUUUUUAAGCUCAUUCUUUAGUGUUUCACAAUCAAGUAUUAUGUUCUCUUAUAAAGCACAAAAUGAUGAUCGUGUUGAUGAAGAUACUGUGUCAUUACCUCAUCAACCAUCAUUUUCAUCUUUAAAAACUGAUUCAGACUAUAUUUAUCAGACAGAUAAUGUAUACAACAAUACUCGUUUUUCUAUUAAUGAUAGACAAAUAGCAAAUCCGCUGUACAAUGCUUCAUUACAAAGUCCUGAUAGCAUUACUGGUUAUAGCAUGGAUGAGCAAACUAUUGACAUUGAAGAACAAAAAAAGUAAUAAUGUAUAUAGUUUUAGAGUAUUUUUCUGGUGUUCCUGUGUUAACUUUAUUAUUUUAAAAUUUUUACUACCUAGUUUGUUAAGUUGUGUAUUAGAUAAUUGUAUAAUAUAUUUUUAAAAUAUAAAUUUAGUCAAUUUAAUUAAUUGGUGAAAUAA
Molecule: messenger RNA, 1487 nt
Organism: Melanaphis sacchari
Lineage: Eukaryota; Metazoa; Arthropoda; Insecta; Hemiptera; Aphididae
Product: transmembrane protein adipocyte-associated 1 homolog
Exons: 9
Coding region: 192-1331 (379 amino acids)
Biological process (GO): G protein-coupled receptor signaling pathway
Cellular component (GO): plasma membrane
Molecular function (GO): G protein-coupled receptor activity
Source: RefSeq, a predicted model, not a curated record